Messenger RNA from Aegilops tauschii subsp. strangulata, 3503 nucleotides. RefSeq lists its product as uncharacterized. Gene Ontology annotation, molecular function: protein binding. NCBI's taxonomy places the organism in Eukaryota, Viridiplantae, Streptophyta, Magnoliopsida, Poales, Poaceae. The record is from RefSeq and is a predicted model, not a curated record.
CCGAACUUUCCGCCGGCUCGCUUGCAACGAUACUGCCCCCUUCCGCAUCCGACGCAUGUAUGUGAUGAGUCCAGCACAACAGCCUCUCUCCCUUAUCCUUUCCUAGCCUAUCUUUUCCCUUUUUCUUCUUCCUCCAGCCACACACAAAUGGGCUUUGCUCCUCCUUCUUCCUCCAGCCAUGACGGGCUCUGCUCCUCCUUCUUCCUCCAGCCAAUAGGAGCUCUGCUCCUCCACAAGCUUUUUUGUCGCGAGCGUCGGUAGAGACCAGCGGUGGUGAGGAAAACAGGUGGGGGCGUACAAGCGCUGCACGACCCAGGGGUUGGGGGCGGCUGCCAUGACCUCCAGUCUGGGUGGUGGCGGAACCACCACAAGUUCUCACCGGCGAGGCGGCGACGACGUGCUCGAGCAUGAGAAGCCUCCCCACCAUGCUACAAGCUUCAAACGCCAAGCAGGUGUUGCAACCAGCAGCAGGAUUUGCUGGAACCGGCCGGUGGAGGUGUUGGAACCGGCUUUGGCGCGGUGUUGCAUCCUCCACCAGAGAUGUUGGUACCGCCUUCGCGGUGUGCUGGAAACGGCAAACCAAUUGCUAUAGUGGGGCGAAGGCAUUGUCCAGUCGACCGGCGACGUGCUACAACGAGACGAGAUUUUUUUUGCUGGAACGAGAAUUGCGACAUCAGGUAGAAGAAGCAAGCGAGUGCAGGUGGUGCUGGAAUGGGGGUCAUCAGAUGCUGGAACCGUCAAGUUUUUUUGCUACAACCAGCGAGCUUUUUUGUUGUGUCCGGCCACCGUUGAUGCUUGAGCGAGAUGUUGCCGACACGGCGACGAAGCAUUUUUGUUGGAACCAGCUAGAUAUUUUGCUACGACCAUCUCCCAUUUUUGCUACGGACGACAAUCGAGGCGACGUACACUGCGAGCUUGCCGACGGGUGUUGCUGCCGGCGACUCGUCGCCACCGGAGUUGCGACCAUCACCACUAGAGCUGUAACCCCGUGAUACGCUGCUACAUUCACGGAGCCGGCGAGGAAUGCAAGAGGCGACGAAGGUGGGUGGUGUUUUGCGAGUGCCGGCGGCGGUGAGGCUGCGAGCACUGGCGACGAGCAGGGGCGGUGGCACCGGCGGAGAUACAGCAAGGCCGGAUGGGUCGUGGCCCGCCCAGGAUUGAAGGGGACAAAAGUUUUAUAAGAAGCCCAGCCCAUAACAUUGCACUGGUUUUCAGUUUGGUAGCACACUUUGCAGUCUCUGGCUCGCUCCUUUUUAUGGUAGCUCCGCCACUGGGCAGUGGUGGUCCAAACGAGAGCAUCGUGGGCCAGCGAUGUGUGGGAUCCGGCGAGCGGCGGCGGCGCUCGUUUUUUUCUCCUAUUUUUCCUUCCUGAGGCAGGAUGAAGAAAGGGGAGGCAGGGUCAAAUCUGACGGUUACCUGCGGAUAGAUCGAGCGGCUACAGGCUGACCGGCCCAAAUUUGGGCCGGCGCCGGGGCCUAAAGCUCGCCUUAAAAAAAAGGAUGAAAGUCAUCGCCGAACACGAUUGGUAUGUAACCUGGAACGUAAGUUGUCAAGUAACACGAUUCAAAACAGCCUGGAUACGUGCGUGGGUUGUGCCUUUGGCCGGCGGCAAAUCGACUAGCUAGUAGGAGUACGACCUUGCUACGUUGCUUAGUACGGUACGGGUUCAAGUCAGCUUCUCGGCAAGAAGCGGGAUCAAAGUCAGUUUGCUUCUUCACGUCGUCGUCCGGAAGUAAUCGGUGCCGAUCGAGACUGGGCCAACAGGAGAUAAAACUGGAAGGUCCUCCAUAGUGCUAAGUUAGUCGUCUCUGUUUCGCGGAAAGGCAGUCCAGCCAUGGCGGCGGCGGUAGCGACGGCCGGCAGCCAGGAGGACAUGCUCGGCAAGCUGCCUGACGACAUUCUUCUCUGGAUCCUAAUCCGUCUUGAUUCACAAGACGUCGUAAGCUGCAGUCGCGCAAGCAGACGGUUGAGGCACCUCCCCGGUUUGCCUCCUAUUAUUUCCCUGAGCGUGAAGGACUACAUGUACGGCCGCUACGUGCAGCACAAGGACGACGACGGGUUUGAGGCGGUUUUGUCGAUAAAGUGCAGGAACAACAAGGCUUGGAGCACCACGGCCAUGGUGCAAUCCGUCAGGAGCAUCUUGGCAGGCAAGAACCAGCUUGGGUGCGCCGCCAUCCAUCAGCUCCACCUGACCUUCUACCUGAGGGACGAGUCCAUCGACAUCGUCCGCGCCGUCGAGGGAGCCAUCGCGCGCGGCCGCGGCAUCGUCGGCAGGGCGGGGUUCACGAUGCUGGGCGAGAAGAUCACCUACACGAGCGAGGUGACGGACCUGGUCGCGCAGGGAGCGCGCCUCCUCUCCUACCUCGGCGCCUGCCCGCGCGCGUUCGCCGCGCUCACACACCUGCACGUGGAGAGCGUCAAGCUGAGGCAGCCCGACGUGUCCAACCUGCUCGACCGCUGCAAGAAGCUGAAGCACCUGUCUCUGCAGAACCUUGAUUGUGGGAAAGAGGUGGUGCUGAGGAUCCAACACCCGGAGCUCACCCAGCUGAAGCUUGUCAUGUGCUUCUGUGACAGCUUCGAGCUCAAGUGGCUUCCGGAGCUAGAGGAGCUCACCAUUGGCACCUGGUGUCCUUCCAAGCGCCGAGACCCGGUGCUGUUCGGCCAUGCUCCGCGGCUUUCCAAGCUAACGGCCUGUAACGGCUAUAAUACCAGGUGCAGGAAACUCAAGCUGAGCGAGUUUCUUCGCGACGCAAACAUGCGUGAGCUGCAUAUGAACUUCGACACCGAAAUGCCAUGGUUUCAGAUGGAGCGACCAGAGCAACUGGCUCCUCGGCUGAAAAACCUGAGGAUUCUGAAGCUCGACAACAUCAAUGAAGAAUGCAGCGUCACUUGGACACUGUUCCUGCUGGAAGCUGCGCCUCUCUUGGAGAAGCUCCACAUCAAGGUGUCGAACCACGAGUGUGAAUCCUUUGAGGAUGAGAUGCUAAGGAAACUUCUGGUCGUCGCGACAAGUAACAUCGAGUUCGAACCAUCUGACUUCAAGCAUUAUAAGCUGGCCGUGCUCACCAUCUACGGCUUUCAGCCCGGCGAUAUGUUCAUGCAGUAUAUGAGACGGGUGAUGGAAGCGGCUGUCAAUUUGGAAGAGAUAUCUCUGCAUGACCACUGGUGCGAAGAGUGCGACUUUUAUCCAUUGACAAGGUAUCCCAAGACCGACCAAGACAGAGAAUUGAUACGGGAGGAGAUCAAUAGAGGGAGGCCGUCCCCUAUGAGGACCAUCCAAGUUUUAUUCAGUGAUAACAAGUAUAGAACCGAUGAUUGACCGUAUGUCCGUAUCACUGCGACCCUGCAUGACUUGUUGCAACUUCCUAAAUUGUCGUCUGGUGUAGCCUUUUUUAUAUUGAUUGACUGAACUUGUGUUUGUUCUUGGUACAGAUCAACUCAUAGGAAAUUAUACUUUACUGGUCUUUUUUAUUGUUUAUUACAAUAAAGUUUUUUAAUAGUCA